Messenger RNA from Perognathus longimembris pacificus (Pacific pocket mouse), 6508 nucleotides. RefSeq names its product protein tyrosine phosphatase non-receptor type 4 (gene Ptpn4). The record is from RefSeq and is a predicted model, not a curated record. NCBI's taxonomy places the organism in Eukaryota, Metazoa, Chordata, Mammalia, Rodentia, Heteromyidae. Gene Ontology annotation, biological process: protein dephosphorylation. The transcript is spliced from 26 exons. Gene Ontology annotation, cellular component: cytoplasmic side of plasma membrane; cytoplasm; cytoskeleton. Gene Ontology annotation, molecular function: cytoskeletal protein binding; protein tyrosine phosphatase activity. Bases 609 to 3389 code for a protein of 926 amino acids.
CAUGCAAGGCAAGCACUCUAACACUAAUCCAUACUCCCAGCCCUGAUUUUUACCUUCUUAGGUUAAAAAUUCUAAAGCAAAGAUUAGUAAUCUUAAACUUUCUCCUUAUUUUAUUUCUCAAGAUUAGUAAGAAUAAGCCAUACCAUGGAUCCCCCAAAAUGUUGUUUUUAAAGAAAGGAAGAGCUGGCUGAAGUUAAAUAAUCUUCCCUCCUGUUGACAUUGUGCUGUGUUUUUAGGUACUUAACAUCAGUGAGUAACAUCCAACUUCCUGAAGUGGCAUAUUCCCUCACUUUUAAACUCUUAAGUUUAUAUAUUUUUUAAUUAGAAUAGGACUUUCUGAAAAUUUUGUGUAUUCUAUCCAAUGGAUCAGUUAAAAAUAAAGCUCUUUUUCUAGGGCUGUUUGUAGUUUUAGUUUUGAUGAUGAACUAUAUAUAUAUUUACUUUAUACCUAUAAUUCUUAUCCUGGUGUUUCAAAUUUUGUAACUAUUUCUUCAUAAACUUCAGCAUGUAACAACUUUUAUCUUUUAAACUAUAUUGUAUGUUCCACUAUCCUUUUAUUUAGUGAAGUGUCCUUUUUUUAAAAAAUAUUAGAUCUUGUGUGGACAGUAAUGACCUCACGUUUCCGAUUGCCUGCUGGCAGAACCUACAAUGUACGAGCAUCAGAGUUGGCCCGAGACAGACAGCAUACAGAGGUUGUUUGCAACAUCCUUCUUCUGGAUAACACUGUACAAGCUUUCAGAGUUAAUAAGCAUGAUCAGGGACAAGUUCUGUUGGAUAUAGUCUUCAAGCAUCUUGAUUUGACUGAACGAGACUAUUUUGGAUUGCAGUUGGCUGAUGAUUCAACAGAUAAUCCAAGGUGGCUGGAUCCAAACAAACCAAUAAGGAAGCAGCUAAAGAGAGGAUCUCCCUACAGUUUGAACUUUAGAGUCAAAUUUUUUGUAAGUGACCCCAACAAGUUACAAGAAGAGUAUACAAGGUACCAGUAUUUUUUGCAAAUAAAACAAGACAUUCUUACUGGAAGAUUGCCUUGUCCUUACAAUACUGCUGCCCUUUUAGCUUCGUAUGCUAUUCAGUCUGAACUUGGAGACUACAGUCAAUCAGAAAACUUGCCAGGCUACCUCUCAGAGUAUUCUUUCCUUCCUAGUCAACCUCAAGAUUUUGAAAAGGAAGUUGCAAAAUUGCAUCAACAACAUAUAGGUUCAUCUCCUGCAGAAGCAGAAUUUAAUUACCUAAAUACAGCACGUACCUUAGAACUCUAUGGAGUUGAAUUCCACUAUGCAAGGGAUCAAAGCAACAAUGAAAUUAUGAUUGGAGUGAUGUCAGGAGGAAUUCUGAUAUAUAAGAACAGGGUACGAAUGAAUACUUUUCCAUGGUUGAAGAUUGUAAAAAUUUCUUUUAAGUGCAAGCAGUUUUUUAUUCAACUUAGAAAAGAGUUGCACGAAUCUAGAGAAACAUUACUGGGAUUUAAUAUGGUGAACUACAGAGCAUGUAAAAAUUUGUGGAAAGCAUGUGUAGAACAUCACACAUUCUUCCGUUUGGACAGACCACUUCCACCUCAAAAGAAUUUUUUUGCACAUUAUUUUACAUUAGGUUCAAAAUUUCGGUACUGUGGCAGAACUGAAGUCCAGUCAGUUCAAUAUGGCAAAGAAAAAGCAAAUAAAGACAGGGUGUUUGCAAGAUCCCCAAGUAAGCCAUUAGCACGGAAAUUAAUGGAUUGGGAAGUAGUAAGCAGAAAUUCAGUAUCUGAUGACAGAUUAGAAACACAAAGCCUUCCAUCAAGAUCUCCACCUGGAACUCCUAAUCACCGAAAUUCUGUAUUCACACAAGAGGGGAACCGGGUACGACCAUCUUCAGUUGGUCAUUUGGUAGACCAUGUGGUUCAUCCUUCUGCCAGUGAAGUUUUUGUGAAUGAAAGAUCUCCAUCAUCAACACAAGCUAAUAGCAUUGUUCUGGAAUCAUCACCAUCACAAGAAACACCUGAAGAUGGGCAGCCUCCAGCUUUACCACCCAAACAAUCUAAGAAAAAUAGUUGGAACCAAAUUUAUUAUUCACAUUCUCAACAAGAUCUGGAAAACCAUACUAAUGAAACAUUUGAUGUUCCAUCUUCCCCUGAAAAGUCUACACCUAAUGGUGGUAUCCCACAUGAUAAUCUUGUUCUAAUCAGAAUGAAACCUGAUGAAAAUGGAAGGUUUGGAUUCAAUGUAAAGGGAGGAUAUGAUCAGAAGAUGCCUGUGAUUGUGUCCCGAGUAGCACCAGGAACACCUGCAGACUUGUGUGUCCCUCGAUUGAAUGAAGGAGACCAAGUUGUACUGAUUAAUGGUCGGGACAUUGCAGAACAUACUCAUGAUCAAGUUGUCCUGUUUAUUAAAGCUAGCUGUGAGAGACAUUCUGGGGAACUUGUGCUUCUAGUUCGACCUAAUGCUGUGUAUGAUGUAGUGGAAGAAAGGCUAGAAAAUGAGCCAGAUUUCCAGUACAUUCCUGAGAAAGCCCCACUAGAUAGUGUCCAUCAAGAUGACCACUCCCUUCGGGAGUCAAUGAUCCAGUUAGCUGAGGGUCUUAUCACUGGAACUGUCCUGACCCAAUUUGAUCAACUAUAUCGGAAAAAACCUGGAAUGACAAUGUGUUGUGCCAAAUUACCUCAGAACAUUCCCAAAAAUAGAUAUAGAGAUAUUUCACCUUAUGAUGCUACACGGGUUAUUUUAAAAGGCAGUGAGGACUACAUCAAUGCAAACUAUAUAAAUAUGGAAAUUCCUUCUUCAAGUAUUAUAAAUCAGUAUAUUGCUUGUCAAGGUCCAUUACCACAUACUUGUACAGAUUUUUGGCAAAUGACGUGGGAACAGGGCUCCUCCAUGGUUGUAAUGUUGACCACACAAGUUGAACGUGGCAGAGUGAAAUGUCACCAAUAUUGGCCAGAUGCAACAGGAAGCUCAUCCUAUGGCUGCUACCAAGUCACUUGCCACUCUGAAGAAGGAAACCCUGCCUAUAUCUUUAGGAAGAUGACCCUGUUUAACCAAGAGAAAAAUGAGAGUCGUCAACUCACUCAGAUCCAGUACAUAGCCUGGCCUGACCAUGGAGUCCCAGAUGACUCAAGUGACUUUCUGGAUUUUGUUUGUCAUAUACGUAACAAGAGGGCUGGAAAAGAAGAACCUGUUGUUGUUCAUUGCAGUGCUGGGAUUGGAAGAACUGGGGUUCUUAUUACUAUGGAAACAGCCAUGUGUCUCAUUGAAUGCAAUCAACCAGUUUAUCCACUAGACAUUGUAAGAACAAUGAGAGAUCAACGAGCCAUGAUGAUCCAAACACCUAGUCAAUAUAGAUUUGUAUGUGAAGCUAUUUUGAAAGUUUAUGAAGAAGGCUUUGUUAAACCCUUAACAACAACAUCAAAUAAAUAAGAAAAAGAAAGGUCUAGGAUAUGUGUUGGAAAACUGCUUUUCAUUAUAAUCACAGUGCCAUAAAACUGUUCACUGGAAAUGGCAUCUCACAAAAAAUGAAGAACUCAAAAAAACUUUGAAAACCUUCAGCACUAUUGCACUUUAUGUUUUAAAAAAUGUCACUCUUUGGAGGUGGACAACUCAUGUGUUGGAAGACUAUUUCAUGCCUUGCUCUGAACAAAUAAUAGCAGUAUGUUCGGGGUAAUUUGUAAAAUUUUGUGGUGGUGCCAUGCAGUUCCCUUUUGGUAAAAUUACCACAAACAAGCUCAGAAUUCUCAUCAUCUCUGUUGUACCUGUAACCUGAAAGCAAGAAGAAACAAACAUCCGGAAUCAUCUCUGGCCUUUGCCAGUGGUUCAUUUACUUACUAAACUGGUGACCAGAUUUUAUUUUUAAAAUGUUAGCAAUACCAUUCUCGAUAUUAGCCAAUACACUGCCUAUGGAUGCAGCACAUCGUUCCCUGCACACCCCUGUAAAGACCUGCUGUUCAGAAGAAGAAAGGUGGAAUUUACUUUUCCAGGAAAUGCUGCACAUUGUCCAUUUACCAGCAUCUUAUAGAAAAUAGAAAGAUGAAUCUACAAAUUUUCUUGGAUUUAGUAAUGUAACUUAUAUUUAUCAUAAAGUUGGCUUAUUCCAAAUCAUGUGAUUUCACAUACUUGAUGUAAAGGAAUGCAUGCAUUGUGUCUUAACCCCUUAAGUGCCUUGAGACAUCUUUGUUUGUCUAAUGAAAAGGCACUCAUAUGACCCCACUAGGAGGUAUGUAUGUAUAUUGUACAUUCUUACAUUUUUAUGCAUUUCAAACCAGGUCACAUUUUCAAAAACAGCUUCUUGUAUUGAGAGUUAUACAGUCAAAAAAUGGCAAGGAAAUCCUGUCUUACUCAGUACUUGUAUUUUGUCAUAAGCCAAGGUAAAGUUUGUAUUCUGUUGAAUGCACGCUCUGCUGCUAUGAAAUUGUUCAAACUCUAUACAUUCCUUUAUUGAAGGACGGGUUAUAGUUCAGCAGCUUACCUUUAAAACAUGCUUUAUUCUUCAAGAUUUUGUACUGCUUUUUCCCUAAUGUUAGAAGUAAUGCCUGAUCUGCACAUUAGAGAUAAACCUAUUGAUACCCUGUUAAAGUAAAAGAGUAGAUAAUGGGUUGUAAUUUAGACCUAUCUAUAGCUAAGGCCCUUAGCACUUAAUUCAGUAAUAGCAAGCUUUCUCCCCUUUGGUGUUUUGGUUGGGAUUCUUGAAAACAAAUACUAUUGGCUUAUUUUUACAUGUAACUCUCAGUAAUAAAAUGAGAGUGUUGUCAUUUUUGUGUAUAAUUUAAUUACCCCAAUUUAUACUUACUGUUAUAAGCAUGGAAAUAGGGAGUUUUUUGAUUGUCCAGCCUGACUGAGGAUCCGAUUCCCAUGAAGAAUAUGUAAUUUUCCUCUUCAGGAUUUUUGCUUGCUUGUAAGUCUACAGAAACAGAAUCUUAAUAUUGCCCAGAUUAAUAUAAGUGAAAUUUGCUCACCUCCUCAAAUGUUUUAUAUAAUUAUUUUAUAUGGAUAUAAUUAAAAUAGAUUUAUUUGUUAGUGUCUCAAUAUUUCUGUAUAGCUUUGAUAAAGUUUAGAACCAAUGGUAGAUACAUUGGAAUGUCAGGAACAAUGUACAUUUAAAAAUCUUUAGUAAAAUCUAAGUGAUCUCAUUUCACAUAUUCAAAAUGUUUGACAAUAAAUUUCAGGAAGUUAAGCCUUUAAACAUUAAUAACCAAGAUACCAACUAAAUUAUCAUCAAGGUUUUUUUAGACAGAAGUAGAUAUAACCUUUAUUUCAAAAGGAAUUCUGUAAAUUAAUUUCAGUCUUGUUUGAACAUUCCAUUCUCUAUCAAUAGACAAAUGUAAUUUAGGCUGCUAUACUAUAUCAUAACAAAUUGAAAAGGAAAAUCCUAUUGACAUCCACAUAGUAAGUAAAUAUUUGGGCAGUUGUUUUAGCUUGAAUAAAAUUAAAAGUCCUACCUGUAUGGACAGAAUUAUGACAAUUGUAAACAAAAAAACUAUAGACAUAGAGAAAUGUCAUGGUUCACUUGUUCAUUGAUUGUGGAUUUGUUUACACUUCUGGGGUUAACUGUUUGCAACAAGUGCUGCUGCCAUUCUGAAUCAUUGUCUUUAAAUGUAUUAGAAGUGUCGACUUGCAUUUAAAUUCCUCCUAAACUUUUCUAGGAGCUACUCUCUAUCAGUAUUUUUGUGUGCAAAAUGGGUCCUUUUCUAAAAAUGUGUUUACUAGAAUCGUAAAUUUAAAAUAUCCUUCAGUUUCUUAAAUUAAUAUACUAAUUAUGCUUUCCUAUUUAUCUAUCAGAUAAGACUCCCCAUUGUACCUAAGAAUUGUUAAACUUAUUUGUCCACAAUCUACAUGGAUUUCUAAAAAUCAUAGUAGCUUUCAUAUACCAAAUAGUUUAGAUUCCCAUCCUUAUCAAUGUAAUACUAUGAUGAAAAGCCUGAUUUCUUGUAUCUUAAGCUGUUCUCUUCCUCCACACACCCCUAAGGGACCUCACACCUAAGAAGUGUUAGUGAAAAACCUCUCUCUGAUUUAAUGGUUUUCCUUGUUAAGUGUUUGCUAAGCAUCUAAUUUAUGUCAGCACUAUGGGGAUAAGGAGAGAAAAGGAAUAUUUUGGAGUAUACUUUACAUUUACAAAAGAAACUGGCUGUAACUCUUAAAGCAGUGCAGCCUUUCAAAAUGAAAGCAGAGUAAAUAACCGAAGAAGAAUGUCUAUGUGGCCAGUCAGGACAAGUAAGAAGAAAGGGUGGCUGAUCAUUUUGAUUUAUUGUGUUGAAACAAAAUCAGAUCAUAAAUUUAUGAUAAGCCAUAAAGACAGUUUCUUGAAAGUUUCAGGUAUAAUACAAAUGUAUACAUAGAUACUUUAAUGCAUUUAUUUAUAUGUGUAUUUCAUAAAGGCACAGCGCAACAAACAGAGAAUGAUCUAUUUUAGCUACUAUUACUGUUUGUCAUCUGUUGCCAGGUUCGUUUGGGUGGGGGAUUGUUGGUUUGUAUUUUUUGUUGUUGGUCAUAGGGCUUGAACUCAGGGCCAGGGUGCUGUCCCUGAGCUCUUUGUUCGAGGCUAG